GAAGUUGUUAUUCAAAGAAAUCAAAUCGAGGAGGAGUAGUUCUUCUUCUCGAUCUCUCCUUGGUGCUCGGGAGAGAGAAAAAGGAAGAAGAUCUGUAUAAUUAUAUUCGAGCGACAUCGUCUAACCAUCAGUGGAAAUGGAUGGUGUUGCGGGUUUGCAAGAGGCAGCUGGGGCCAGAUUUAGCCAGGUUGAGUUAAUCGGGAGAGGAUCCUUUGGUGAUGUCUACAAAGCGUUUGAUUCGGAACUUAACAAAGAAGUUGCCAUUAAAGUUAUUGAUCUCGAAGAAUCAGAAGACGAGAUUGAAGAUAUACAGAAGGAAAUUUCAGUAUUGUCACAAUGCCGUUGCCCAUACAUUACCGAAUACUAUGGUUCUUACCUCCACCAGACCAAGUUAUGGAUCAUCAUGGAAUAUAUGGCUGGUGGCUCAGUUGCUGACCUGCUACAACCAGGGCAUCCAUUGGAUGAAAUUUCAAUUGCUUGUAUUACGCGGGAUCUACUUCAUGCUGUUGAAUAUCUCCACACUGAAGGAAAGAUCCACAGAGAUAUCAAAGCCGCUAAUAUUUUGUUGUCCGAGAAUGGAGAUGUUAAGGUUGCGGAUUUUGGUGUAUCUGCACAAUUAACCCGGACAAUUUCAAGGAGAAAGACAUUUGUAGGAACACCGUUUUGGAUGGCACCAGAAGUGAUUCAGAAUUCAGAAGGGUAUAAUGAGAAGGCAGAUAUAUGGUCUCUCGGAAUAACAAUGAUUGAGAUGGCAAAAGGAGAACCUCCCCUUGCUGACCUUCAUCCUAUGAGAGUGCUUUUUAUCAUUCCCCGGGAAAGCCCUCCUCAGUUAGAUGAGCAUUUUUCUCGUCCUUUGAAGGAAUUUGUUUCAUUUUGCUUGAAAAAGGCUCCUGCUGAGAGACCAAGUGCCAAAGAACUUCUCAAACAUAGAUUUAUAAAGAGUGCUAGGAAAAGCCCGAAACUUCUGGAGAGAAUAAGGGAGCGGCCAAAGUACCAAGUAAAAGAGGACGAAGAUAGUCCAACACGUGAUCCGAAAUCUCCGGCUGAAUCAUCUGGGACUGUUAGAGUGGCUAGAGAUGACAGAGGCCAUGGAACUUCUGGAACUAGGUUGGAUCAAUGGUCUUCUCUUGGGAUUUCUUCUCUAUUUCUUGUUAUCACCAUGUUGAGAACUUGUAGUUACAGUUUUCAGGGAAGAACAAUCAAAAAUGCCGGGUGGGAUUUUAGCAUUGGGGGUUCUCAGAGUGCUGGAACUGUUCGAGCUUUGAAACCUCCUCAAUCUAGGGAAAGGCGCCAAGAAGUUACUUCUGAUCAGAGUUUUCAAAAAUCAUCACGAGCCAGUGCUAGUCAAUUGUCUUCCACUUCUGGUGCUGUAGUCCCCGAAAUCUCUGAAGGAGGUUUUCUUAAAAGAGAUUCCUAUCAGAAUGACGGUCAAGAAGAGGAUGAUUCAUCACUCAGUGGUUCUGGAACUGUUGUCAUAAGAUCUCCCAGAAGCUCUCAAUCAUCUUCAGUAUUUCGUGAUCUAAGCUCUGGGUCUACCAGCAGGUAUACAUCUUUUGAUGAUGCUUCUACAAGUGGAACGGUUGUUGUCCGUGGGCAGAAUGAUGAUUCUGGAUCACCUCGAACACCAAAAUCAAGAUUAGGGCUUCAAGAAAGAAGUUCAAGUGCCUCUGAAGAUAGCAUAGCAAAUCUUGCAGAGGCAAAGGUAGCACUUGAAGCAGGUUUCAGAAGGGGCAAUGCUAGGGAAAGACUUGGUAAUGGGAAGGUUAACAAAAGAAGGGAACAAGAAAAAGAUAGUUCGGAUCAUUUGAGAAGUUCCCGCGAUGAUUCUGAGAAACAAAAACCACUCAUAAGAUCGCAACAAGUGAGUGAUGAUGAAGAUGAGUCUGAAUUGGCAUCAUUAUCUGCAUCAUUGUCACUAUUGCUCUUACCAUCCCUGAAGGAGGCUGUUGGGGGUGACACUUCAAAAGGAUCAGUUGGACAUAGAGUUUCGAGAGCCUUAGUGAAGAUGGAACGAGAAAAGCCUGGUUCUUCUGAAGCAUUUAUCGCCAAACUGAUUGAACAGUUGGGAAGUUCAAAGGAAGUGUCAGUGAAAGAAGUGCAAGACAUGGCGAUCCGUGUGUUCGGUAAGACAGUGAACAAUGAUGCAGAAAACAAAAGAAAGCAAGCUAGCAAAGAGUUUGCUUCCAAUACCAACGUUAGCCCACUUGGAAGAUUCUUAUUCUCAAGAUGGCUAGGCCAAACAUCACGUGAUCUUAACCCAAGUUGAGACAUGGAGAGAGAACAUAAGACUGGUGUUUGUGUUUGUGUGUCUUGACAUUGGUUGAUGCAUUGAAUUUUGGUACUUAUGUGUAUAAUUGAUUUGUUCAGCAGAAGAUGGGUGGUAUUAUGAAUUUUAAGUAAAAUUUCCCCUUUCUUUUUUUCUUUUUAUUGGGAUCUUUUUAAUCUUUAUUUUUAUUAUUCCUUCCUGUUUUUUCGAGAGGAAGCAUAUUAUUAGUUGUA
Brassica oleracea var. oleracea is the source of this 2499-nucleotide messenger RNA. Its product is annotated as serine/threonine-protein kinase 4. The record is from RefSeq and is a predicted model, not a curated record. Lineage: Eukaryota; Viridiplantae; Streptophyta; Magnoliopsida; Brassicales; Brassicaceae. Gene Ontology annotation, biological process: protein phosphorylation. The transcript has 20 exons. The coding region runs from base 137 to 2266 and encodes 709 amino acids. Gene Ontology annotation, molecular function: protein kinase activity; ATP binding.